CUCUCGCUUUCUCUCAGACUCUCGGUCGCAUGCUCACAUCUGUUAUUGAAACAGUUAUUUUAUUUCCCCUUAGUUUUGAAUCUUUCUUCUUUUAUACUCUCAGCUUGAGUUCGUUGUGCCUGCUAGCUACGCUUCCACAGGAAGCUACAUUUCUCCAUUGUUUUGUGGCUUUUCCAACUUCGAUGGCUUCUGCAAUGCGAUUCAUCUAGAAUUCCUACGGGCGUUAGCCCCUUUUUAUACAAAAAGAGAAGCAGAUAUGGACAAUUCCCAAGGCCAGCCGCUCCCUCCAGGGGUUCAUUCUUGGCCUAACUAUUCAUCGAACGUGCCUCAAAAAGUUAUUUCGCAACCUGUUCCAGGAACUCAGUACCAUUCAAGCUAUUCUGGACCACAGUAUCAGUUUCCUCUCAAUGUUCCAGUUACAUCUGAUAAUAACUUCCAACAAGGAUCCCUCCCCCAAUAUGGUGUUGUCACCGGUCAAGCCCUUACCUCAGAGGUCCCUCCUUUGGCCAAACAAAAUAAGUUUUCAAACCCUGUUGCUGGAGGAUAUCAGAUUGUUGAGAUUGCUCCUUCAUUAGCAUCACAAGAAUCUGGGUUUGCACAGAAAGUUGGUGAUGUCAUGGUAGAUGUCUCUAAUGUGUCUGCCACAUGCUCCAAUGUACAAAUACAAUUAAGCAGUGCCAGUGACAUAGAUGCUACUGCUCAGGAUGCUAUCUUACGGGAACAAGAAAUUGCAACCCAAAAUAUCAUAAGGAGCCAAAGAGAGGGAAAAAAUGAGACUUCACCUGCCAAAGAUAAUUUGGACAUAUUCUCAGAACGCCGUGAUCCCAAUGCUUUGAAGGAACAUCUACUGAAGAUGGCCACAGAGCACAGGGCUGAAAUAGCUGUUAAGCGUGGAAAAGCUUCACGUCCAGAAGAAGGUAAUUCAGAAAUAGGUAAUGGAUAUGGUGUACCUGGUGGAGGUGCCUAUUAUGAUGCUGCCAAGCUUAAUGCAACUGCAGGUUAUUCUGAAUUAAAAGCUGAUGGAGGUUCUGAGCAGAAACAUGCAGCUAGAGAAUUGCCUGAAUACCUCAAGCAGAAGUUGAGAGCUAGGGGUAUUCUUAAAGAUGAUACACAUACUGAAGAUAAUAAAGUUACAUCAGCUAAACCCAUGGAGAAUGAAAAGUUGCCCCCUGGAUGGGUGGAGGCAAAAGAUCCAGGAAGUGGCGCAUGUUAUUAUUAUAAUGAAACCACUGGGAAGAGUCAAUGGGAAAAACCCCAUGAAGCAGCCUUAAGUUUGCAAUCAUCAUCAUCUUUAUGUCUUCCAGAGAAUUGGAUAGAGGCAUUGGAUGAAACAUCAGGCCAUAGGUAUUACUACAAUACAAAAACUCAUGUCUCACAAUGGGAGCGUCCUAAUUCAAAACUGGAAGCUAUGUCAUAUCACUCAGACUUGCAUGCUGAUGGCGGGGAUGGCCAAUCAUCUAAUUUUCCAAAAUGCAUGGCAUGCGGUGGUUGGGGAGUUGGCCUUGUGCAGUCAUGGGGUUACUGCAAACACUGCACUAGAGUUCUGAAUCUUCCACAAUGUCAAUAUCUGAAUAAUCAGCAAAGUAGUGCUGCGCACCCCAGUGAAACUUCUGAUCAUAAGGCUAGCAAACAGAGGUCCAGUUGGAAACCUCCUUUUGAUAAAGGAGGUAAAAAAGGGGGCAAGAAGCGUGCCUAUGCAGAGGAUGAUGAGUUAGAUCCCAUGGAUCCAAGCUCCUAUUCGGAUGCUCCUCGUGGUGGAUGGGUUGUUGGUUUGAAAGGUGUGCAGCCACGAGCAGCUGACACAACAGCAACUGGUCCUCUCUUUCAACAACGACCUUAUCCAUCUCCUGGAGCUGUUUUACGGAAGAAUGCUGAAAUUGCUUCCCAGAAAAAGAAACCAGCUUCUCAUUAUACUCCCAUAUCCAAGAGGGGUGAUGGGAGUGAUGGGCUUGGUGAUGCAGACUAAGACUAUUUUAUCGACAUUUGCUUUGUGCCAAGUGUAUCAGCAUCAGAUCUGUUUCUCUAACAACUGAAUUAUCGAAUGAUGCCUUUCAUACCAGCUGUGUUUCCGUGCUAUGCGCUUUUAUUGCAUAUAUCAAGGAAACUGGCAUCAAUGCUUUUGGCAAAUGACUGCAGAAGCUAUCUUGACAGUGCAAAAUUGGAGUCAAUAUACUUGAAGUAGUAUGACAAGUGAAGGUGAAACUUGCAGUUGAGCUUGACAGCACUUGCCGGCAGAAACUACAGAACCUUAAAUGAUUUUUGCAUCAAGGAAAGUUUCCGCAGAACCUGAGGAUUAGAAAAGAACGGAAGUUCUGUCCGUUCCUGCAUUUUGUACGCUUGUUUUUCCAUGCCCGCAUAGAGCUUUUACAGUUGGGCCACUGUGCAAUAACUGUAAUUAAUUUUAAUUGUGGAUUUGGAGGAUUUUAUUAUGUCAGAAGAGUUUGUUUCUUUUUGGCAUUUUUGAAAUAUAUGUAUACCCAUGUAUAUGGAUUUUUGUUGUAA
Arachis stenosperma is the source of this 2502-nucleotide messenger RNA. RefSeq lists its product as uncharacterized. Gene Ontology annotation, cellular component: nuclear body; cytoplasm. The record is from RefSeq and is a predicted model, not a curated record. The transcript has 14 exons. Lineage: Eukaryota; Viridiplantae; Streptophyta; Magnoliopsida; Fabales; Fabaceae. Gene Ontology annotation, biological process: alternative mRNA splicing, via spliceosome. Gene Ontology annotation, molecular function: ribonucleoprotein complex binding; protein binding. The coding region runs from base 257 to 1966 and encodes 569 amino acids.